This is a messenger RNA of Sesamum indicum (sesame), 1650 nucleotides long. RefSeq names its product protein trichome birefringence-like 33. Gene Ontology annotation, molecular function: O-acetyltransferase activity. Lineage: Eukaryota; Viridiplantae; Streptophyta; Magnoliopsida; Lamiales; Pedaliaceae. Gene Ontology annotation, cellular component: Golgi apparatus. The record is from RefSeq and is a predicted model, not a curated record.
CGAUCGGCAAAGGAAACAACACAAAGGAUUCUUAAAUUAAUACUCCUCUCUUACUACCUAUAUCAUACUUGUAUUUAUUCAACCACACCACUCCAAAUGGCCUAACACUUCAUUAACAAACCAAAAGUUUGCACCAAACUUUGGCUUCAAACAAAUGAAGCCACCACCAUCUUCUUCUUCUUUCUCCUCUUCCUCUUCCUCUUCCUCCUCGAUUCUCCGUAAGGGCCGACUCUCCCCUUACCUCGUCGCCUUAUUGGCCUUCAUCUUCUUCGUCACCAUACUCUACGGUGAAGAUUUUAGUUGCAUUUUUGGGGACCAAUUCGAGCCUCAUCAUCCAUCCCACCUACGCCAGAGCUCCUUAUCGACAACCAAGAAGAAAGGAGAAAAGUUGGCUUUCGCCAUUGGAGAGGGGGAGAAAGGUUGCGAUAUAUUUAAGGGGAGGUGGGUGUGGGAUGAGGGGCGGCCGUUGUACGAGGAGUGGGAGUGCCCCUACAUUCAGCCGCAGCUGACAUGCCAAGAGCACGGCCGGCCGGACAAGGAUUAUCAGCAUUGGAGAUGGCAGCCUCAUGGUUGUUCUCUUCCAAGUUUCAAUGCAACACUAAUGCUCGAAAGCCUUCGAGACAAGAGAAUGAUGUUUGUUGGAGAUUCUCUCAAUCGCGGACAGUACGUUUCGCUGGUCUGUCUUCUCCACAAGAUGAUCCCUGAGAACGCCAAAUCCAUGGAAACAUUCGGUUCAUUAACUGUCUUUACAGCCAAGGACUACAACGCGACGAUUGAGUUCUACUGGGCACCGUUUCUCCUGGAAUCCAAUUCUGACGAUGCAGUCGUGCACAGGAUAAGCGAUAGAAUCGUGCGAAAAGGGUCGAUCAACAAGCACGGAAAGCAUUGGAAAGGAGUGGAUAUAAUGGUAUUCAACACUUACUUGUGGUGGAUGACAGGCCUGGAAUUCAAGAUACUGCAAGGAUCUUUUGAUGAUGAAGAGAAAGAGAUUGUCCAGUUGCCGACAGAGGAUGCUUAUCGUAUGGCAAUGAAAAGCAUGUUGAGAUGGGUUAAGAAAAAUAUGGAUCCCAAGAAAACAAGAGUGUUUUUCACCAGCAUGUCCCCUUCACAUGGAAAGAGCAUCGACUGGGGAGGUGAACCGGGAGGCAACUGCUACAAUGAAACAACAUUGAUAGAAGAUCCGACAUACUGGGGAUCAGACUGUCGGAAAGGCGUGAUGCGCGUUAUUGGAGAGGUGUUCAGCAAAUCGAACGUUCCCAUUACGUUUCUAAACAUUACGCAGCUCUCAAGUUACCGAAAGGAUGCACAUACAUCGAUUUACAAGAAGCAGUGGAGCCCUUUAACCCCUGAGCAGCUUGCAAAUCCUGUGAGCUACGCCGACUGCGUUCACUGGUGCUUACCUGGCCUUCAAGAUACUUGGAAUGAGCUUCUUUUCGCAAAGCUGUUCUAUCCCUGAGUGUCGGAAAAAAUUGGAUGAGUUCAGGGACUUGGAUAGCUGAACAAAGGAAUACUGUAUAUUGAUGUACUGAUUGAUUUUGCAAUGAAGAGGCAUUAUAUUGAUUUUUUCACUUCAGUUUUGCUCUGAAAUGAUGCUCAUAGUCUAGAAUGGUAUUUCAAUUCUUGGCUGUUUUGUCUUCCACUACAAACAUC